Drosophila ficusphila is the source of this 3514-nucleotide messenger RNA. RefSeq lists its product as uncharacterized. The record is from RefSeq and is a predicted model, not a curated record. Gene Ontology annotation, biological process: regulation of transcription by RNA polymerase II. Gene Ontology annotation, molecular function: sequence-specific DNA binding; DNA-binding transcription factor activity, RNA polymerase II-specific. NCBI's taxonomy places the organism in Eukaryota, Metazoa, Arthropoda, Insecta, Diptera, Drosophilidae. Gene Ontology annotation, cellular component: nucleus.
ACUUUCGAGAGUCCUUUGGAAUGUUUCAGUAGCCCCGCUGCGGUCACACUGGAAUGGAAGUAAUAACAUUGCGAGAGAAAAAAAUGACCGAAGGAACCUGUGAGAUCUAGAAAGCACAAGUGGUUUUUGGGCCCAGUUUCGGUGACCUCGACACGUAGAGCAUGUUCAGUCCUAUCAAAAAGAUAUUCACGUACAUACAAAAAAAUGCUAGCGGCUCCAAUAUGUUCAGCCCAUCUGGAAAUACGACAGCCGGCCAAAGGGAGGCACCUCCCAGUUUGAGCGCCCACGACGAAGGCGACAGAAGGGAUCAGGGGGAUGGGCAGCAGAGCCAGGAUCGAGGGGAUGAGCAGCGGCCGCAGCAGCUUCGUAUCCUACCCCAACUCGACGACGACGAAGACGACAUCGAGAGGCAGAUCAAGACCUCCAUAAUCGAUGCCACGAAGGUGCAUGCAGCCAAGGCAAAGGCCCUGGCCUCCUUGCCUUUGCCCCUGGAGCAGCUGGACGACGAACUGGCGGACUUUGCCCACGGUCCUGCGGACACCGAACUAGAGGAGCAGUUUCUGGAGCUGGAGAACUAUCCGAACAACGAGAUAAUCGUGCUCAGCGAUGCCGAUCUCAACUCUUCGAUAGCCUCUGACGCCGUUUCCGAGGACCCACUGGCUAUAGACAACAUCCUGGACUCCUCGUCGGUCACCACGAACGAGGAGGUGGACACCAGUGGCGAGUUGCUCUGGCUGAAGUUGAACAGCGAAACGGAAGUGGCCACCAGUUCAGCGCAAGUGGCAUCUGCUAAGCAGGCAUCCUUGCAGCCCGCAAAGCCUGCAAAAUCGAAGGAAGACGAGCUGAGAGAUGGAGGAUCAGAUUCUGGACUGGGCAGCGAGACCUCCGCUUUGCUCAAGGAUCAGGCGGAGAAGGAGCCCGAGCAGGAAGUCCAGGAGAAGCAGGAAACCAAACCCAUUAGAUCUAAUCUCAAGCGAAGAUUGGAGGACUCGGAGAGCGACGCUAUAGACCUGGUGCCCGACAUGUCUGCUCCUCCCCUGACUCCCAAAAAGCGGACCAAGCGAUCCAUCAACUUCGACGAGGUGAAGGUGUACUAUUUCCCACGACAACAGGGCUUCAGCUGCGUGCCCACUGCUGGCGGAUGCACCCUGGGCAUGGGUGCCCGGCAUAUAGCCUUCAAGACGAUGUCACUGGCCGAGCACGCGGCGGAAUUGAGGCGAGCACAUCGCAACCAGAACCAGGAACUCCAGCCCCGCGGUUCCAGCAGCGACGACAGCGAGGAGUCCGAGGAGGACUACCUAAGCGAGGGCAGUGGCUCGGAUGCGGAGGACGGUUCCAACGGCUUCCUGCAGCCCGUGACGCCCAAGCAGAGGAGAGCCCUGCUGAAGGCAGCUGGCGUGCGGAAGAUCGAUGCCAGCGAGAAGAGCGAGUGCCGGGACAUCCGAAACUCGAGGGAAGUCUGCGGCUGCUCCUGCAGGGAGUUCUGCGAUCCGGAGACCUGCGCCUGCAGCCAGGCGGGCAUCAAGUGCCAGGUAGACCGGGCAAUGUUCCCCUGCGGCUGCACUCGCGAAGCCUGCGGCAACACAGUCGGCCGGGUGGAGUUCAAUCCGACAAGGGUGCGCACCCACUACAUCCACACGGUGAUGCGACUGGACCUGGAGCAGAGACAGGGAUCGGUGCAGGGCGUUCAGGGGGGCCAUCUCCAGCAGCAGCAGACGCAGCAGCAGUCGCAGCAGAGCCUCAGCUACUCCCCGGUGGGAACGUCCGCCACGGCAUCCGCGUACUUCCUGCAAACGCAAUCCAACUACAGUUCCGGCUACGCUUCGCCGGCCUACACGCCCGAGAGCAGUGUGAGCUACUACCAGCAGCAGGGCGUUCCAACUGCGGGACAGGGGAAUCCCCAACAGCAGCAGGCGCAGAGCCAGAGCUACGCGACCUACGCCCAGCUGGACAGCCUGGACUCGGGCCUCUUUGCCAGUGGCAGCAAUGCCACGCCCUCGUACGGAGAGCUAUAUCAGUCGCUUAGCUACGGCAGCACACAGAUCACUUCCUAUCAAACCGCCUACCAGCAGCACUCGACGUCGCCCGCCGCCGCUGUCGCCUCCGGAGCAACCAGCUCCUGCGCCUACAGUUCCUGUGCGGUGCCCUCGGUGCCGCCGUACGGAAAUGCCACCACAACCGCCUCCAGCAAUGCUCUUUACCAGACCACCGCUGUCUCCAUGACGGCCGCCUCGUCCACCUCCGUCUCGUCGACGCGGCUCGUGGGUAAUCCAGGUGGAGCGGCAGCGACCUCUUCGGCCGCAGGCUCCACCACCGCUUCCCCAGCCAACGGCAAUGAAUUUAUCAGCCUGAGCACACCGAUCGCCAGUUCCUCGCGCCUCUCCCAGAUCAACGAUCUGCUGCAGCACAACCGCAACACCACCGCCGCGUUGGUGGCCGUUUCGGAGGGAUUUAGCGGUGGGAGAAACACGUCCAGCACGUCGACCAUUGACUCCAUCGACACACCGCCCAUUGUGGAGGAUGGCCAGCAGCGUGGAUGCAUGAGUUUCGAGGCGUUGCCCCCGCCGCUCGUGAAUCCCGCGCCCAUCGUCGCCGUGGUGGAGAGCAAGCUGCCGCCGAUGACCACGUUGGCCCUGCCGGUUGCACCUGCUCCUCCAACAGCCCCUCAGCCACGCCAGCCGCUAGAACAGCAUCAUCAGGCCUUGAGCGAGUCCACCUAAAGCAGGGAACGCACCAGCAAAUCGGAUUGGGGCUGGGUCGAUUUGUAGGGAUGAUUCCUUAGAUAAGGUGCAGUUUACUUCUUUGGACAAUUCUCAGUAACUUUUAAUUGGAUGCUUUAGUUCUACGUUCGCCCUCAAGAUAGUUUUAUUUUACUUUAAAAGUAUGCCAAAAGUUGUUAGAUUAAAAAUGAAAAAGAUUUUAGUAUCAAGAAUUUUGCAAAACAGAAGAAAAUUCCUUUUAUACUUGUUGAAAAUUAACCCUUUGCAUUAUGUUUCCCUAGUUUCAGUAAGAAGAAUAUUUAUGAAAGUAUUUAAGUAAAAAUGUGAAGAAAAUAGUUUGUAAAUACCCCUUUUUAUCCAAUCCAAUUGAAAUUGUAUCUAUGUUUUCCGAAAAACUUCCUGAGAAUUUUACAAAGCGCAUAAAAGACCCACCCGUAAAUCGAAAUAGGAGGCGCACCGAGAGAGCUGGGAAUAGUUUUUAUAGCAAUUUUACACAGCAAAAGACUUCAUUACGUUUAAGGCGGCGGCAGGUGUGGCUGGCAAAGGUUGGCAAAGGUUGGGAGCAGGACGAAGGACGAACAGGGGCAGGAAUCAAAAUGAACAGCUUUGGCGUCACUCCUCGAUUUCAGGAGACCUCUUAAGUAGCGGCGAGGGCCACCGCAAUGGGGCCCAGACCGCCUUGUAUAAAUCAUUUUAUUGUUAAAUUCUAAUUAGCCUCUAAGUACAUAAUGUAAUUUAGUUACUUUGUUGCUUAAGUUAUGUUUCAUUCGCAAAAUCAAGUUCUCUUCUCCUAA